AUGAACACAAAAAGGAGGAAACGUGAAGGGAAUUACUACCAUGAGGAAAUAUAUACCUAUAAAAAUGACGAAAAGUAUGACGAAGAAUUUUUAGAUAUAGAUAGUAACGUACUAAAAGUGUGCGACAGAAAGGGGGGGCUACUUCGCCAACUAAAUAUAUUGUCCCCUGGGGGGAGAAGUAAUAAAAAGGGCACUAAAAGGGCAGGGAAAGGGGGAAGCCGCGGGAACAGGGUAACUACGAACAUUGUGAAUGACAUAAGGUUCAUGGACAUACUACUAUGUGGGGAUAAGGAUAGCGGAAAGACCACUUUCUUGAAUUGUAUAAGUUGUGUGGAGAGUUUUACAUCGGGGCCAAUUGAUGCAAGCAGUGGAGCCGACUAUAACUACACGAACCCGCGGAGGAAAAAACAAAUCGUGUGGAAUUACAACAGGCUGGAACUUCUGUCCUACGUGCCCAUUAUUUUCUCCAAACUGACAAAUAGAAAUUACGAUGCGCUGAGAAAAACAUUUAAAAAAAAUUUUUUAGACACGGAUAUAUGCCAAGCUUCUAUUUUUUUAACUCGAGAUGAUUUGCAGUUUAUUAAUUACGAGUUCGGUUUAGGGGAAGAUUUUAGGACUGACCAUUUUGAUUACUUCAAGAUAAACUUCUGUGAGUACGGAGAUGAUUUGUUUCGCAAAAUAAGUGCGUACUUUGAGAUGUGUGACUAUCUAGGGUUGGGGAGGGGCGCGGCGAGUGGGGCACUGGACGGCUACAAUCCGUGCGAGUGUGGGGAGAGAAGCGCAAAUGGGGUGUACCAGACACAUCGCACGAAGGACGCAACCAACUGUAGCACCGUUAUGAACAUCGUAGAGGGCGCGCUUCUACGAAUUAAGGAAACAAAGUACAUAAGUUAUUUCAUCAAUUUGAGGAGGACAUUCCUUUUGGUUAAGUCUACUGUGCGCAUGUAUAGAAUUCUAAUGCGGAAAAGGAACAGUAAAUAUAGGAGGAGGGGAGAAAGAACAAUCAACAUUGACGUCAGCGCAGAGGGAGAGGAAGAUCCCAGUGAUAGUACAUUUCUGUACAGGUGUGUGAACACAACCAAGUGUACAUUUAAGAGAGCAAACUGCAACUCACGCAAGUCACUUUUUAGGAAGAAGAGAAAUCUAUUCAUCACGAUAAAUGAGGAACAUAUUAUGAACACAUUUGAAUAUUUAAGCAUUAUAAAAAAUUUGAAUAACUAUGAUAGGAAGGACGUCCUUUUUGUAGCUAGCCGAGCAUUCGAUUUUGAGAAACUAAGCAAAAGGUUCCACAUAUACUUUAACUUGACUCACAAUAUGGAGAUCUUCAAUUUUGUUUUUAGGAGUAAAAUUAAUUGCGGUAACGAUAACACACAUUGGAAUGGCAGCGAUGGGGAUACCCUCCCCCAAGAUGAUAUCUACAACCUUUUAAAAAAAUGUGUAAGUGAAAAAUGGAAAGUUUGUAAAAGAAGGGGAAAAAGAAUAACCAAAAAGUGCAACCAAAAAAGUGAUGUAAUUUUUAAAUACCUUUCGGAAAAGAAAUUACGACUCAGGGGGCAUAGUCACAAAAAUGAACGUGAACUCCAUAGUGGAAGGAAGGAAGAGGAGAUUCAAAAUAACAUUGGGGGUGCCAAACAUGCAGAAGGUAAUGAUGAUCAGUGGUUUGAUUGUACUACAUAUGGGAGGAAGAACAAAAAAGUCGGAGGGAUGAGGGAUCUUUCCUUUUUAUUGGCAGAAAGACGGGAGAUAGCGAGUUUUUUUAAAACGUUCUAUGACGAAUAUAUUUACAGAAACCAAAAUAGAGCUUAUGUAAAAAAUUUGGUGAAGGAACAUUUCAACAUUUGUUUUUUGUUUAUUAAGUUUUGCUUCUACUAUUUUUAUGGCUCUCAAGGGAAGGCAGAACAAAACUGCCUGAAGGACAACAGGCUAAAUAUAUACAAAUUUGUCUACGUAAAGCAGAUUGAAGUGAUUCGAAAGGACAACAACCUUUCCCAUUACAACAUUUGUGUCCCGUCAUGUGUGUACGUUUUGACUAAUUUGCUAAAGAUGAAUUAUCAGGGUACUCCUUUUCGAUCUCUACGGGAGCGUAAAAUGUCGUCCCUCCUCAAGUACCUUUUUUACGCUGUUAUCUAUUACAAAUUGAGGAAAAGAAGCUAUGAUUUCUACAGGCGGGGUAAGAUAGGGGCAAAUCACAUCUGCUUCUUUACUCGUGGAGUUAUAAUUAACUCACUGGUCGAUCUGUUUGAAAGUAGGAGGGGAGAUGGUGCGGCAAUUUCCCAUUAUGGUGAUUCGGGAAAAAUAAAAGCUGACAGGCAUAACGAGAAAGCAGCAUUGGUGCCGCCACUCGAUAGGAAGCGUCGGAAGAACAGAAAAAUUCUAAAGGAUAUACUUAAGCGCAUGGACAUGCAUAUGCAUAUGCAACCGUUCACCGUUAUAAAUAGCAUCAAAUCCGACUGGGCAUAUUUUAAAAAGUAUAUGAUCCAGUCAAGCAUGUGUUCCUACUACAGCGGGGAUACUGACGUAUACCCUGAUGUGACCUUUGAGCUUGUGCUACAUUUUAAGCCGCCUCACCAGCGCGAGCGCAUUCCCUAUGGAGCGACGGUAGCAGCAGCACAAGCAGAGUUAGAAGCGGGAGAAGACAGCUCAGAAGUACUCCAGGCGAAGAGCAUCCACUUCGCGCCAGUAACCAAUGAGAACACUAAAAAUAAGUUGCGGAGGAAGUCCAUUUUGCACUUUCCCUUUUCACAUAGACUGCUAAAAUACUUCAUUGAUAACAUACCCCCGAGGCGGGAUGGCAAAGGGAGAAAAUCUCACCGUCUACUCCAGCUAUUAUGUAAUCGCUUCUUCAAAGCACUGAAAAGGUUGUUAAUGUACUACUACACAGGUGAACAGUUAAAACGUAGAACAGAAAUGAAUCACAUUUUUAUUUUAUUAAAUUAUGUCAUGGAUGUGUAUUACCUCAUGGCGUACGAGAAUAUGUGCUUUUACGUGGCCACACAUGGAGACUUUGUCCUCACCAACGAUUUACACGCUUCGGGCCAGUUGCAGGACGGUAAUUCUAUUGGCAGCAAAAGAAGAGUCACCUUUCACCUGUACCCAAAUUGUGUGCUGUUUAAUGCAGCAUACUUUUUGUGGGAAGAAAUGAAAUAUGGGGGAAAGCAUGGCUCGAUGCGUAAGCACCUUUCGCAUUGGAAGAAGGAUUUGUUUUUUUCAGUGAGUAUGGCGGACUGA
This is a messenger RNA of Plasmodium fragile, 3228 nucleotides long. RefSeq lists its product as uncharacterized. The record is from RefSeq and is a predicted model, not a curated record. The transcript has a single exon. NCBI's taxonomy places the organism in Eukaryota, Apicomplexa, Aconoidasida, Haemosporida, Plasmodiidae. Bases 1 to 3228 code for a protein of 1075 amino acids.